AUGAAGGUAGGAGACCAAGAUAAAUCAUGGGCUCCACAUAUAUGCUGUAACACUUGUUCGGUUACACUGCGGGAAUGGUUAAAAAAUAAAAGAUUUUUGGCUUUUGCUGUUCCUAUGGCUUGGAGGGAACCUAAAAACCAUACAGAUGACUGUUAUUUCUGCUUGACCCCAUAUGUUAAGGCAGGUCUGUCUAUGAAAAAAUUAGGAACAGUUAACUAUCCGAAUCUUCCAUCAGCCAUUCGACCUAUUCCACAUUCAGACAGUUUACCAGUUCCUACUCCAUCACAGAGCUAUGAGAUAGAAGCAGAAAAUGAAGGCACAAAUGAAAUAGAAGAAGAAAAAGAAAGCCAGCCUUCCACAUCAAAUGAUUCUGAUUUUGUGUCAACAGAUAAUGCACCACACAGAUUGAGUCAAGCAGAAUUAAGUGACCUCGUUCGAGAUCUUGACUUGUCACAGGAAAAGGCAGAACUUCUAGGGUCUAGAUUAAAACAGUGGAAUCUUCUCCAAUCUGAUGUCAAAGUUUCCUAUUUCAGGAAACGGCAACAAAAUCUUGUUCGUUUUUUUGAGAAGAAAAAUAGCCUCGUUGUUUGCGUUGAUAUCUAUGGAUUAAUGUAUUGUCUCAAUUUGAACUAUGAUCCAACUGAAUGGAGAUUAUUCAUAGAUUCAUCAAAGCUAAGCUUGAAAGCUGUCUUACUGCACAAUGGAAAUCAUCUUCCAUCAGUUCCUAUUGGCCAUGCAGCUCACAAAAAAGAAACCUAUCGAAAUAUGAAAAUUCUUCUUAACUCAAUCAAUUACAACGAACACAAAUGGAAAAUUUGUGGUGACCUAAAAGUCAUUGCCAUACUUUUGGGAAUGCAAUUAGGCUAUACCAAAUACUGCUGUUUCUUGUGUAUGUGGGACAGUAGAGACAAAAUUUCACAUUACACAAAAAAAGACUGGCCUGCAAGAAAUCUAAACAAAGAUGAAAAAAAGGUUGUUGCUGAACCACUCAUAGAUCCAAAAGAUGUACUUCUUCCACCCUUACACAUUAAGCUGGGUUUAAUGAAAAAUUUUGUCAAAAGUAUGAACAAAGAAGAACAAGCUUUUAAGUAUUUAAGAAACAAAUUUCCAAAACUAAGUGAUGCAAAAGUUAAAGAGGGUAUUUUUGUUGGACCACAGAUACGUGAACUUGUGAAAGAUCCUGCAUUUGAUGAAGUUUUGAAGGGGCAAGAAAAAGAAGCUUGGGAAUCUCUCAAGGGAGUGAUUUGUGGAUUUUUAGGCAACAGAAGAGAUGAUAACUACAUCCAAUUGGUAACAGUACUUCUGCAAAAAUACCAUCAACUUGGUUGUAACAUGUCCUUGAAGAUUCACUUCCUCCACUCACAUUUAGACUUCUUUCCCCCUAGUUGUGGAGCUGUUAGUGAUGAACAUGGAGAAAGAUUCCACCAAGAUAUUUCUGGGUCUGAAAAAAGAUAUCAGGGUCGUUGGAAUGAAGCUAUGCUUGCAGAUUACUGUUGGUUUAUAAGAAGGGAUGCUCCAUAG
This is a messenger RNA of Helobdella robusta, 1521 nucleotides long. RefSeq lists its product as hypothetical. Lineage: Eukaryota; Metazoa; Annelida; Clitellata; Rhynchobdellida; Glossiphoniidae. The record is from RefSeq and is a predicted model, not a curated record. Bases 1 to 1521 code for a protein of 506 amino acids. The transcript has a single exon.